Messenger RNA from Scleropages formosus (Asian bonytongue), 2277 nucleotides. RefSeq names its product zinc transporter ZIP1-like. NCBI's taxonomy places the organism in Eukaryota, Metazoa, Chordata, Actinopteri, Osteoglossiformes, Osteoglossidae. Gene Ontology annotation, biological process: zinc ion transmembrane transport. Gene Ontology annotation, cellular component: plasma membrane. The transcript has 4 exons. The record is from RefSeq and is a predicted model, not a curated record. Bases 277 to 1179 code for a protein of 300 amino acids. Gene Ontology annotation, molecular function: zinc ion transmembrane transporter activity.
AUCACUACGCUGAACCCAAUUAGAAUUCGGUCACAUGCCAAGUCAGGCGGUGUCGCGAGGCGCUUCCCUGUGCGGAGAGGCAGCGCGUUGUCUCGUUCCCAGAGAGUGGUCCUGCCCGGCUCGAGAGCGGGAUACCUCGGCGAGUGAACGCUCGUGAUUUCACUUUCACUUCGAACCCCCAUCUUGUUGUGGUCGUUGACGUUGUGUAAACGAGUUCAGAGUCGAGGCUACUACUCACGAGUACGGCACUGGGGUCUGCUCGGCGACUUCAGAGACAUGGAGUUCCUUUUGCGGGUGAAGGUGGGGGCGCUCCUGGGUUUGCUCUUCCUCACACUCCUAUUCGGCUUCAUUCCCGCCCGGGUGAAGUGGUUCCGAACCACGAGUGGAACAGAAAAUCACAGAAUUGUUCUAAGCUUCAUCAGCUGUUUUGCGGGAGGCGUGUUCUUGGGGGCCUGUUUCCUGGAUGUCAUCCCAGACUUCUUUUCUGACAUAGGAGAGCAGCUGCAGACCUGGGGUGUUGAGACUGACUUCCCCCUGCCGGAGUUCAUCAUGGCAUGUGGAUUCUUCCUGGUGCUGACUCUGGAGAAAAUUGUCCUGAAUUUCACAAGCCAUGGGAUGGGGGAAAAUACACCCCUCCUGACCCCUGGAGGUCAUGGACAUGGGCACGGGCACAGCACAACCAACCACCUGCAGAACAGCAGCCAUCACAUUCACAUUGACACCCAGGCUCACUCCUCAUUUCGGGCCUUCAUGCUUUUCCUCUCAUUGUCGCUUCACUCAGUGUUUGAAGGCUUGGCGAUUGGGUUGCAGAACACUGACUCAAAGGUAAUGGAGAUCUGCAUAGCCAUUGUUAUCCACAAAAGCAUCAUUGUCUUCAGCCUGUCAGUGAAGCUGGUCCAGAGUGCAGUUAAACCCUUGUGGCUGUGGACCUACCUAACAGUAUUUGCAGUGAUGUCACCACUUGGUAUUGUCGUGGGCAUCAGCUUGAUGGAAGCAAGACUUGCUGAAGGGGCUCUGAUCCAAGCAGUGCUGGAGGGCUUGGCAGCUGGGACCUUCAUCUACAUCACUUUCCUGGAGAUCCUGCCCCAUGAGCUGAAUUCUCCUGACAGACAGCUCCCCAAGGUGCUUUUCAUUUUGCUGGGCUUCAGCAUCAUGACACUGCUUGCAUUUCUGGGUUAAGAAAGAGUCUUCUCUGGUGGACCAAGUCACUGAGUCUUUUCAAACAGACCGUCAUCCUCCUAAUACCUCAAUAUGAUACAUUUAUAACAUUUUAAUCUUUAUCUGAAAGGAACAGCACUUGACAACUGUUCAUAAUAAUAUUAUACUUUUAUCAAUACAAUUCACACUUUUUUAGAACUUUUAGUGCUUUUUUAUUUUUAAGUGGCCUUCUUCCAGCAUAAAUAGUGUUCAGGAUAUCUUUUACCAUGGACCAUUUAAUACUAACCUCUUCUUGUCUCAUUGACAAAAACAAGGGCAUGAGUAGGUCUUUCUUUAUCAGCCUGGAGUCCCUCUUCUGUGGAAGUUAACAUGUUCUCACAGUCUCUUUAACACUAUUCUUUCACUGUCAGCUACGGUUUGUUAUAAUUAUAGCGGUAAUGAUUAUAAUUAUUAUGGUAAUGCAUAUGAAGAACAACAGUUUCAGAACACAGGUUGCAAAGAGUGACUCUGAUGGACUUGAGGAAAGAAGUUAUUUCUUUCAUCAUAACUAAUGAAAAGUCAAAUCAUCAACAUGGUUUCAGUAGAUUUACUUUUUCAUAAUCAGUACAAGUAUACAGUAAAUAUACUGUAAAUAUGGUUACAGUAUGUUUUGAAGGAAAUAUGAGUAUCAGUCUGAAAAGCUGAAACUGACAACCUGUGAAAGUGAAAGCAGAACACUGCUGCUAUGGAUACAUUUUAAAUGUUCAUUGUAAAUAUAAAGCAGAGUACUUCACAUGCAUCAGUGAGUGAGUAUCUGUGCUUAUUUGAGGAACUAUAUUAACUGUUACCUCAUGGUACUUAUGACAGACCUGUUGGUUUGUCUACCACUAGAUUAACAGAGCCACAAAGCUUAAUUCUACAGUGCUGUCAGGUUGACUGAAGUCACUUUAACAAAUAAUGCUCAGUAAUGUUUCUGUAAGAAGGCUGUGGCCUGGUUAAACAGGGUUUUUAUUGAUUUUACAAUGAUUUUCAUCCUUUGUGCUUUACCUUUUGUUUUUCUUUAAUUUAUGGGUACUACAACCAAAAGUACUGUUUACCUGUUUUUGUAUAUGAAGAUGUUUCCAUGUGAAGAACAGCCAA